CAGGGGGAGGAGGGGAAUGGAGAAGGGGGGAGGAAAAACACUAAAGGGGUAGCUAUGGAGAUAGAGCGUUUUCCUGGCUGCCUUCUUUGACAGGUGUUGAGAGGGGUAAAAGUCUUAAAACAGUAUCCAGCAUGUACGCCAAAGGUAAAGGAGCAGUCGUCCCUUCCGAUAGCCAAGCAAGAGAAAAGCUAGCUUUAUAUGUGUACGAGUACUUACUGCACGUCGGAGCACAGAAAUCAGCACAGACCUUCCUGUCCGAGAUACGAUGGGAGAAGAAUAUCACACUAGGGGAACCUCCUGGAUUCCUGCACUCCUGGUGGUGUGUGUUCUGGGACUUGUACUGUGCCGCUCCGGACCGGCGAGAGACGUGUGAACAUUCCAGUGAGGCCAAGGCUUUCCACGACUACAGUGCAGCUGCCGCGCCCAGUCCAGUCAUGGGCAAUAUGCCCCCAAACGACGGCAUGCCAGGUGGACCCAUGCCCCCCGGCUUCUUUCAGGGUCCUCCCGGGUCACAGCAGUCCCCUCACGCACAGCCUCCCCCACACAACCCCAACAACCCUAUGAUGGGACCUCACGGCCAGCCUUUCAUGUCACCACGGUACCCAGGUGGACCUCGCCCUUCCCUCCGCAUGCCAAACCAGCCUCCAGUUGGAGUUCCAGGAUCACAGCCACUUUUGCCCAACAGCCUGGACCCUGGAGUCAGACCGCAAGGCCAUCCGAACAUGGGCGGCCCAAUGAGGAUGAACCCCCCCAGAGGCAUGGGUGGCAUGGGCCCACAGAACUACGGUGGUGGGAUGAGACCGCCGCCCAACUCACUCGGUGGGCCUGGCAUGCCAGGGAUGAACAUGGGACCUGGAGGAAGAGGUCCAUGGCCUAACCCCAAUGCAAACUCAAUAGCGUAUUCGUCCUCAUCUCCAGGGAACUAUGUGGGCCCUCCAGGUGGCAGUGGGCCUCCAGGAACUCCCAUCAUGCCCAGCCCAGGAGACUCCACAAACUCAAGUGAAAACAUCUACACAAUGAUGAACCCCAUUGGACCUGGCGGCAACAGACCUAAUUUCCCUAUGGGUCCAGGUCCUGAUGGCCCGAUGGGUGGUAUGGGAGCAAUGGAACCACAUCAUAUGAACGGAUCACUAGGCUCUGGCGACAUGGAUGGGUUGCCAAAGAACUCUCCCAACAACAUGGCGGGCAUGAACAACCCCCCAGGCACUCCGCGAGAUGACAGCGAGAUGGGAGGAAAUUUCUUAAACCCAUUCCAAAGCGAAAGUUAUUCACCCAACAUGACAAUGAGUGUGUGAUUUUUUUUUUUCAUUUUACCUUUUGGUUUUUUAUUUUAUUUCUUUUUUAUCUCUCCCUUCCCUUGGUUACCCAUCCCUUCUUCUGCUGCAUCUCGGCUCACUCCUCCCCCCACCCCUCCACCUCAUCACCCCAUUGGGCACCCACCACCACUCCCUCUCGGACAGCGGGUGAUGCCCCACGGCCUCAUGGGAUAGCUGUGUCGCGAGCUGUGUGGCGAGCUCAGCAAGAGGAGCAGGGAGUAGCCUCAGGAGGAGCCACCUGACUGCCCCCUGCCCUACCCCACACUCCAGUCUCCUGUCCAGCCUCAUGCACUGAGGGCUCAUGGGGCGUGCCAGUCCUCCAGGAACCCUCUCAGCAAACCAGCCAAUCAGAAGCUAAGGCUGGUGGCCCUCUUUUUCAGUUUAUUUUCUUUUUGUUGUGGUUGGUUUCUUCUUCUUUUGAAUCAGAAUCAGAAGCAGAAGUUGAAUGAGCAGGUCAGACUCCUCUGAUUUGUUAGAUACAUCAAUCGUUGGGUGGAUUUUUUACAGAAAAAUGAACUGUUGAUGUAUUAGGGUGACGCUUUUCAUUUUUGUGGUCUGUAUUUUGUUGAUGAUAUUAAUGAUUAUGAUAAUUCUCACAACUGACAUUGUUAAGAUGAUGUAGGCAUAAUGUUAUGGGUUUACCUGCAAAGGGCACAUUGUAUUUCAACCGCAUUGAUGACAUAAUAAGCACACACUCAGAAAUGCACAAUGACACUUCUGUUUACAUGAUUUUAGGUGUUUGUUGUCUCAUGUUAUUGAUUUUUGUUUGUUUGUUUGUUUAAAUGUCUCCCUGCACAUACCUCUUCCUGUGUGCUCUCUGUGGAACUCGCAUCAGCACCACUCCACACACCUGAAGAGCCUCAAAAUGGCUGCCAAGAUGGCCACCCAAGCCCAUCUGGCUUUACUCCUGCUUUCUGCUCCCCCCUUCUUGUUCCUCAGUCCUGCACUGGAAACCCCCCAACCCCCCCCCCCACCCCCUGACACACACACACACACACACACACACACACACUAAGCCUUUUCCAUGCUUGCUUUACCAUGCACCAUCUGUACUGACUUCUUGUUUCCUCAUUGAAGUUGUCAUCCAUUUAUUUCAAAGGAACUGGCUGAGUUUAGGCUGAUCCCAGUAACUAGCCUGUAGCCACCACACAUAGGUUAGACACUCAGAAGAGGGAACUAAUGGACUCCUUGAAACUUCUUCAGCUCGUCUUCAGCCUCAGUUCUACAUUUUUGUUGUUAUGACAUUGAUUUAUUUUGAAAGCACAACUUGGAAGAGUGUCAUGGUAUGGUGAUCACAUGGAGAAAACUGUUGAAGCCCCCUCUCUGGACAUGGACUGAUGUAAAGUUUAUUCCUACCCAUCAUCACUUCACAAAUGUUCACAUUCACAGCUUUACAUGUCCUUCACUGAUUCAAUCAUUUAAAUUAUUUAAAUGUUCUGAUUAUUAUUUGAAAGAGAAAAGCCCAUCAUUAUGCAUGCAUGUUUGGAGUGAUAUAACUCCAAGGUCAUCAUUCAUCUGUCUGUCUGCAGUAUUCCAGUCAACAUCUGGGUUGCACUCUAAACUAACAAAGCUGGAACUGUGUGUGUGUGUGUGUGUGUGUGUGUGUGUGUGUGUGUGUGUGCAGGUGUGUGUGUGUUUGUUUUUAAUCAUGUACAGUUACACCAUGGUGGCGGUGUGCAGUCAUACACCUCAGUUGUAAUCAUAAGCCCUGCUGAUACCCCCCUGCCCCCCAAACCCCUUUGCCACCUCUAUAAUAUGUCAUUCAAUUCUGUUGGUUUUUUUAUGAAUUGAGGAAAAACUCUGGGUCCCCGACUGUUGCUGGGCCAUAGUGCAGUGACUUAAGCAUAGCAAGCAGAAGGUCAUGGACUCUUUUAGGAGUAGUCUGGAGGAAUGUCUUGCCCCAUAUAUUCCUCAGCCACCAUAAAGAGCACCACCCAAUCCCACCCUCCCUCCUUCUUACCCCCCUCAGCCCGAACCCCAGCCCCCCUCGUUCUUAUUUGUAAAUACUGUAAAAUGCAUUUUGAUAUCAUUGACAUGUUUUGAUAUGUCUGUCACUACCAAUGACUACAGCUUACAAAAUGAUGAUGAUAAGAGUAUAAAAAUCAACUGUCCAUGUUUUCAUUUUUUAAAAGAUGGUAGAGCUUCAGAAACUGCAGCCUUUCAGAUAAAAUCACACAUUUCAAAGAGUUUUCUCUGUCCCUUGAGAAAGCUCCAACACCAGGAAUCUCUUGUAAUGUAUCACAUUAUGACAUUCAUGGAAAAGCUUUCACCUGUAAGCAGAAUAGGGUGCAGUAUUGCUGUCCAAAACAAGCAGAGUGGGGGCUUUUAUUAUAGCCAUACUUGACCCGGAUGCAUGUUGGCCAGCAGACUGUUUCAACUCAUACGCUUAUAUCUGCAUCAGUGGGUCUGACCUCUUUCUCCCUGACAACCCUCGUCUUUGUUGUCAACCAGAGGCGUAGGAAGCAGGGGAACAGGAGCCCAAUCCCAACCUCAGUACGGUCAUGUCUGACAUCUGAACCAGUUAUGCCCACAACCCACAUCAAGCUACAAAUAAUCUGUCAUUGUUGUUGAUUGUUGGCAAUGAUGAUAAAGUCAAUAACAGGCUUAACACACUCUGUGGGCCUAUAACAAUGACAGGAACACCAUUUUGUGAAAAUAUGAAGGAUGUUGUGUUGCUAAAUGGAACACCACAAGAAUAUAUUUAUUCUAAGUGUAAUGCCAAGUUCUCUGAUCCGAUGGAAAAGCCUUGUAUAGACUGAUGCUCACAGAUACUGUCAGUUCUCUCUGUUAAGCUGUUGGCCAUCUCUGUAAUUCUAUUGUGCUGUAUAAUAGUGUAAUAUUAGAAUGGAUUUGGGCGGGGGAUGGGGAAGUGUGUAUUGUGGACUGGGGGAGGGGGGAGGUUGUUGAGGGAAGGGUUGAUUUGAAUCUCAUGUACCGUUCAUUGUUCUAUUUGGCGGCACGACAGUAUUUAAUAUGAAGCAGUCUGUCUCUUUAGGUUUGCUUUGUAUUUCAUGGUAGGGUAGCUUUGAUCUUUGUCUUAGGGACUUAGGUGUCUUGUGUAGGUAAUAAAGAUGUCCUUUGUAUGUUUCUUUAUAUUGUAAAGUUUCUUUAGACUGAACGGGAAAAUUUGCUUAUCAAAAAAAGACUGCAUCAAUAAUAAAUGUAAUUUGAUAUUU
Alosa alosa (allis shad) is the source of this 4492-nucleotide messenger RNA. RefSeq names its product single stranded DNA binding protein 4 (gene ssbp4). Gene Ontology annotation, cellular component: nucleus. NCBI's taxonomy places the organism in Eukaryota, Metazoa, Chordata, Actinopteri, Clupeiformes, Clupeidae. Gene Ontology annotation, molecular function: single-stranded DNA binding; protein binding. Gene Ontology annotation, biological process: positive regulation of transcription by RNA polymerase II. The transcript is spliced from 18 exons. Bases 132 to 1295 code for a protein of 387 amino acids. The record is from RefSeq and is a predicted model, not a curated record.